Messenger RNA from Silurus meridionalis, 1470 nucleotides. Its product is annotated as procathepsin L-like. Gene Ontology annotation, molecular function: cysteine-type endopeptidase activity. Gene Ontology annotation, cellular component: lysosome. Lineage: Eukaryota; Metazoa; Chordata; Actinopteri; Siluriformes; Siluridae. The record is from RefSeq and is a predicted model, not a curated record. The transcript has 8 exons. Gene Ontology annotation, biological process: immune response. Bases 155 to 1228 code for a protein of 357 amino acids.
AAAUCAACGUGAAAAUCAACUUCAAUUUGUUCACGGGUUAACUAAAGUUAUAUUCGAGUUCUGCAAGUGUGUUUAUUUUUUAAUUAUACCUUUAAAUACAUCUGAUACUUUUCAGUAAAGAAAAACAGAUUCUAGAGACAAAAAGGAAAAGAUCAUGUGGGUGAGGUCAUUUCCUCCUAUAGCAUUAUAUACAUUAAGAUCUACAGACUGUACUCAGUCUCCUGCCAACACACACACAGUUUUAAUGAUGCGUGUGCUUCUGGCUCUGCUGCUGUCGGGGGUUUGCUGUGAUGUGAAACUGGACGACUCUUGGUGGUCCUGGAAAUCGGAAUUCAAUAAAAACUACAAGGAUGUGCCUGAGGAAGCUUACAGGAGAUCGGUUUGGGAGCAGAAUGUUUUAACCGUGAUGAAGCACAAUGAAGAAGCUGAUGCAGGACUUCACACCUUCACCACUGGCCUCAAUCACCUUUCAGACAUGACUGCAGAAGAAGUCAAUGCUAAGCUGAAUGGUCUGAGGAUGGGGGAUUUUUCUCCUCAGGAUGAUAAUCAUGAUGACAAUUUAAUCUUUCAGAGUUAUUUCCCUCUUCCUCCCAGUGUGAACUGGACUGAGGAUGCAUUUGUCACUCCUGUUCAGGACCAGGGUGAUUGCAACUCAUGCUGGGCAUUCAGUGCAGUUGGAGCUUUAGAAGCUCAGAUGAAGAAAAAGAAGGGUGUGCUGGUUCCUCUGAGUGUUCAGCAGCUGGUGGACUGCAGUCAUGCAACAGGAAAUCAAGGCUGCUUUGGAGGACUUCCAACUAAUGCAUUUGAUUAUAUAAUAAACAAUAAAGGAAUCAGCACGGAGUUUAACUACCCUUACAAACACAAGGUGGACCUUUGUAAUAACACAGUUAAAAAAUAUGGAGUCUGUAAGGGUUUCCGGGUUCUUCAGCCGUAUAAUGAGUAUGAGCUGCAGAGGGUGGUGGCUACCAUCGGACCGGUAGUAGUGGGAAUUGAAGCAAACACGACUGAAUUUCAUCAAUAUCACAGUGGUGUUUUCAGUGGACCCUGUAAUUCUAUAGUGAAUCAUGCUGUUCUGGUUGUUGGAUAUGGAAAAUCAGAAGAAGGGCUUCAAUACUGGCUGGUCAAAAACAGUUGGAGUGAUAAAUGGGGAGAAGGAGGAUAUAUGCGAAUCCUGCGAAACAAGAAUCAGUGUGGAAUCGGCAUCUACAGUGUCGUCCCACUCAUCUGAACUCAUUCAUCACAAAUCACUUUUUAUUUCUAUUUUAACUUUAAUUCUGUUGCUUUUAUGAACUAACUCAUAUAUAUAUAUUUUUAGUUUAUGCUGGUUUGUAGAUUUGGUGGUCAUGAUGAAAAAGCAUCUCUGUUUUUGAAUGAAUGAAAUCCACCAUAGAUGAUUAUAUUGUAUCACAUGUAACCCUUUUUUAAAUGUAUAUAAUAAAAAAAAAGCAAUAAAAAUCAUCUGGCUUCUUA